AAAAAUAAACCUCAAAUAUUCACAAUCUUGAAAUAGCAGAGUGCCUACAAACGUUCACACAUUCUCUCGAGUGAUCUUCAAAUAUGGAUUCAUCAAACCUUACAUCACUUCCAGAAGAAGGCUCAGAAGAAACCCAUAAUCUCCAUUCUGCCUUUUCUUCUAUCCCUGCUCGCCUUCCCAUUCAGACAUCUUCACAGAAAUAUGCACCUUUAGAUUGGUCAGAUUAUUUCGAUCGAGAAGAUGAUAUUCAGAUCCCAGACUCAGAUGAUGUAUUUCAUGUUUAUAUGGCAGGGACUGAAGGGCCUGUUGUUUUUUGCCUGCAUGGUGGUGGUUAUUGCGGGCUCUCAUUUGCAUUGGCAGCAAGCAAAAUCAAGGAGAAAGCUAGGAUAGUAGCCAUGGAUCUCAGGGGACAUGGAAAGUCAGCUACACAAAAUGACGUUGAUUUGUCCAUUGAGACGCUAUGCGGUGAUGUGUUUUCUGUUUUGAAGACAAUGUAUGGAGAUGCUCCGCCUGCAAUUGUGCUUGUUGGCCACAGUAUGGGAGGUGCAGUUGCAGUUCACGUUGCUGCAAAAAAAUCACUUCCAAGUUUGGCUGGCUUGGUGGUUGUGGACGUUGUUGAGGGUUCAGCAAUGGCAUCGUUGAUUCAUAUGCAGAAGAUUCUGUCGAACAGAAUGCAGCAUUUCUCUACCCCUGAAAAAGCGGUAACCAAUGCUCAGAACUUCUUCCCUUUUUGUGACAAGCAGCCGUGCUCACCUUAUCAUAUUGAGCAAAUUUUUUAUUAUGUUGUUUUUUACUCAGGUGGCCUUGUUUCUCAGGAACGCUUUAUAUUUAAUCUAUCCCCGCCCCCUCCCCCGCCCAACCAAAAAAAGAAACUUAUUUUGCCGUGAAAAUAUGAAAUUCAGUAUCAGCAAGAGGGAGUACAAUGCAGUAGUCUCUAUUUCAUUAUGUAUAUUAUGUUCCUGCUGUUUUCUUAACAUAAGGUUGUAUAUAACAGAUGCUUGAUUAAUCGCAUCAUAAUAAGUGCACGUCAUUGAGUAGAUAAUCAAUCUAGUCACUUAUUUUUGUUAUUUUUUGUUGAAAAAGACAGUCUGACCACCAAUACCAAUUUCAUUUAAUCAGGUGAACAAUCUUACAUAAAUUUACGAUAUGACAUUUUCUUGUCAUCUUAGGUAACUUCGACACCAUUGCGUUGUGAAGUUUAACUCAUAAAGCUAUUUCCUACCCUCUAACAUAUCACGGUUUAUCUGACUUAUCCAGAAAACAUCAUGGUUUAUGUUUGUUUUUCCUAUAUUGAGCUUCUGCUUGGUUAGACUUAGGAUAUGAGUUUUAUUUAAGCUCCUCUGAGUCCUUAGAUCUGUUGAGGCUCUCAAGUUUUUAUUUGGAAGUUUUA
Nicotiana tabacum (common tobacco) is the source of this 1390-nucleotide messenger RNA. NCBI's taxonomy places the organism in Eukaryota, Viridiplantae, Streptophyta, Magnoliopsida, Solanales, Solanaceae. The record is from RefSeq and is a predicted model, not a curated record.